This is a messenger RNA of Astyanax mexicanus (Mexican tetra), 4767 nucleotides long. It is a transcript of the gene mmp14b, whose product is annotated as matrix metallopeptidase 14b (membrane-inserted). Bases 512 to 2392 code for a protein of 626 amino acids. Gene Ontology annotation, cellular component: extracellular matrix. Lineage: Eukaryota; Metazoa; Chordata; Actinopteri; Characiformes; Acestrorhamphidae. Gene Ontology annotation, molecular function: zinc ion binding; metalloendopeptidase activity. Gene Ontology annotation, biological process: extracellular matrix organization; zymogen activation; collagen catabolic process. The transcript is spliced from 10 exons. The record is from RefSeq and is a predicted model, not a curated record.
UGAGCUGCUUGUGGAACAGGAGAUCUUGGAGCUAGUAACUUUUUCAGAGACCACGUCAACAGCUCAGAGCAGGGGGGCUCCAGAGAAGAAGAAGAGCAUGAGCUCAGAGAGAGAGAACUGAUAUAAACAAAGGACUGAAGAGGAGAGGACAAAGGAAAGAGAGAGAGAGAGAGAGAGAGAAGCAUGAGCAACCACUUCACUUUACUGCACUCUCUCUCUGCUGACUGAGUAAAGGGUAUGAGUGGUAUAUGUGGCCUGCUGCACAAGCUCAUGCAGGACAGUGAUAAUUUACAGCAGAUUAGGUAGCUAUAGCUGGGUGUAAACACAUUUAUUUAAGUUUUUAUCAGGAUUUCUGAGGGAAAUUUGGGAUGAAAAGUUAUCCCAAGGCGUAGACAGUCUUAUUUUAUUUUAUUUCACAUUGUAGAGGUAUUUUACAGAAAAGAAAAAGGCUGAAAAGACUUUGAAAAAAGAGUUUCUGGUCUCCCAACUGGGACUUUGGCUUCAAAUAAUAAUGGCCUUCUUGUGGGAUGCUGUUCCUGAGCUUUUGCUCUUACUGGCAUGUUGGAUGUGUGUUCAUGGAGAGGGACAGAAACAAGAAAUGAAACCUGAGGCCUGGCUACAGCAGUACGGUUACCUGCCUCCAGGUGAUCUCCGGAUGCAAGCAGCCCGUUCUCCUCAGUCCAUUUCUUCUGCAAUCUCCGCCAUGCAGAGGUUUUAUGGCCUGACCAUCACUGGAAACCUUGACUCCAACACCCUGGAAGCAAUGAAGAGGCCCCGCUGUGGCGUUCCGGAUAAGUUUGGUGCAGAGCUGAAGAGCAACCUGAGAAAGAAACGAUACGCUAUCCAGGGACUGAAGUGGGAGAAGAAGGAGAUCACGUUCUGCAUACAGAACUACACCCCGAAGGUCGGCGAGUACGAAACCUUCGACGCCAUUCGAAGAGCGUUUAAAGUGUGGGAGGGGGUCACGCCCCUGAGAUUCAGAGAGAUCCCGUACAGUCACAUAAAGGACAAGACCUCUGACUUUGCGGACAUCAUGCUGUUCUUCGCUGAAGGGUUCCACGGGGAUUCCAGUCCAUUUGAUGGUGAGGGAGGCUUCCUGGCACACGCCUACUUUCCUGGCAACGGCAUCGGAGGAGACACACAUUUUGACGCCGCUGAGCCAUGGACGAUUGGCAACCGAGAUCUGAUGGGUAAUGAUGUCUUCCUGGUAUCGGUGCAUGAGCUGGGCCACGCCCUGGGCAUGGAGCACUCGAAUGACCCCUCUGCUAUAAUGGCCCCAUUCUAUCAGUGGAUGGACACAGAUAACUUUGAGCUUCCUGAAGAUGACCUUCGUGGGAUCCAGCAGCUCUAUGGACCUAAUCCUGGUGACCAUCCUCGACCACCGUUCAGCCCCCGAACACCUUACAAUACUCCCCGCCCCACACAAAAUCCACACAAGCCAGGAGUGUCAGGCUUUGCCCCCGAUAUCUGUGAAGGCCACUUCGACACCAUCGCCAUUUUCAGAGGGGAAAUGUUCAUUUUCAAGGAUAAGUGGUUCUGGCGGGUCCGUAAUCAGAGGGUUAUGGAAAAUUACCCCAUGCCGAUUGGACAUUUCUUCAGAGGUCUUCCCACAACCAUUAACGCUGCCUAUGAGAGAGAGGAUGGAAAAUUUGUCUUUUUCAAAGGGGACAGGCACUGGGUGUUCAGUGAAUCAAUCUUGGAUGCAGGCUACCCCAAGACACUGAGGGAGAUGGGUAGUGGUCUCCCUAAGGACAGAAUAGACUCCGCCCUUCUGUUCACGCCCUCAGGAAACACCUACUUCUUCAGAGGAAACAAAUACUAUCGCUAUAAUGAAGACACACGAUCAGUGGACCCAGACUAUCCUAAACCAAUCAGCAAGUGGCAGGGGGUCCCAGAUAACAUCAAAGCGUCAUUCAUCAGCCGAGACCAAAGUUACACCUACUUCUACAAAGCCAAUAAGUACUGGAAAUUCAACAACCAGCUGCUGCGUGUGGAGCCUGGCUACCCCAAGUCUGCCCUCAGGGACUGGGUCGGCUGCCCAGAUGAAGACCCCAAGACCGGCGGUGGUGGAGGUGGCCGUACCAACGACCGUACCAAUGACCGCAACGACAGGAAUGACGGCAACGACGGCAAUGACGGCGGUAAUGCUGAUGAUGGCAGCGACUACGAGGAAACAAAGCAUGAAGAAGAGGAAACGGUGGACGAGACGGAGGUGAUCAUCAUCAAGGUGGACAACGGUGCCGGCGGCGGCAGCGGGGCGGCGGCGGUGGUGGUGCCGCUCAUGCUGCUGGUGUGUGUGAUCUGCACGCUGGGGGCCUUGCUGUUCUUCCGCAGGUACGGCACUCCCCGUCGCCUGCUCUACUGCCAGCGCUCCUUACUGGACAAGGUUUAGAGAGGAAGAGGAGGAGGAGGAGGAGGAGGAGAGGAGGGAUAGAGUGAAGAGGAGGAGGGGACCACAGAGGGCAGGAGAGGAGAGGAGGAUGAAGGAUUGGAGGAAGUUAAGUACAGCAAUAUUCAGGCAUUUACGGAAAACAAAGAUGAGAGCCUGGCUGUUUGGGGCAGAUUUUCACCCCAAUCUUUAAUAUCAACCAAAGACUGUAGAGAAUUGAAGCAUUUUGGAUAUAGUUUACAGAAAAAUUGUGGGUUGAUUGUGGUUUUAAGUUCAAAUUGUAGAAUGCAUUUGUAUGGCUUAAAGAAUUGUUAUUUUUAUUUUCUCCCAAAUUCAUUUUUUCCCUGUUUUUUUUUUUUCAUUUUUUUCUGAUUAUUUUUGCUCAAUUUUAGAUUUUUUGUUGCUUUUUUUUAUCUAUGCCUGUUGUUUUGUUCAUAUCACAGAAAUCAUAGGGCCCUAUAUUAGAACAUGUCUUAAUACUUACUGUGCAGCUAUACUGCAUUAUGUAAUAAUAUGAGUGGUGUUAAAAGGUUCUAAAAUUAAAAAAAAUGAUGUUUAACAGAUCUGUAUUUGACUAGCAUACGGUUGUCCAACCUGUGGUGAAGUAGUAACUUGUGUUUAAUUGAAUCCAUUAUUUACUAAACCAGCGAAACCCCACAAAGUAUGACUGAUCCACGCCCAUGCUUUACAGUUGGAGAUGUGUUCUUGUAAUUGAAUUCUGCCCAAUUCUGCCUCAUUGCAGAUGAUUAAAUGUGUUAAAAAGACACAGACUUACAGGUAUAUUUGCAGAGUAACUAAAAUUUAUAAUUACAAAAAUUUAGACCAGGGGUGCCCAGGUUUGCUAGACUAGAUUUUGCACAGCUACCGACCAUUUAUGGUUUAUUUGCCCAAUUAUUAGAAUAUUGGAUGUAAUUCUAAAAAAUGUAAAUUAAUAUAGUUUAUUAUGUAUUGCUUUAUUUCCUUGUAUUUCUCCUUUUAAAUAAUUUUGUCACUAAACAGUACUUGUGCUUUUAAUAAAUCUAAAUCUAAAUAAAAUAAAAAAUCCCUAAAUCCAGGUAUAAUUUUGCUCCUGUAAAUGAGUUACAAUGUAGGUCAGCACAGAUACGAUUCUGAUUCUUUAUUUCUUUUUGAAGCCACUCCAUUGAAUGUACUUUUUUUUUUUUUUAUCGCUAACAAGAUCACAUUGGUUAGAGGUUCUGAAUGUUGUUCAUUUAGGUUGUUCUGUACCUGCAUCUGUUUUAGACCACUGAACUGUAAUGCAUGAUGUGUAUCAUUUAUAUUUUUAUUAUGUUAUAAUUGAUCUACAGACAUCUGAAGUUGAUAUCAAUAUUGUUAGUAGUAGCAGUAUUAUAAGUCUUUAUGACACAUUAGAAUAGUAACGAAAAAAAAGAGUGUGAAGCGAAAUACUGCAUCCCAUCAUUUUUAUCAUUCAAAUUUAAACUCAUGCUCUUGAAAAGUGAUGAGAUUAGGCAUUCCUUUACUCAUCUCUCCACAGUCUCUUCUGUCUCCUCUCCUUUUGAUCCACUCUCCUUUUGUACCCCCUCUGGUGUAGCCCGUGACGCCAGCUCAUGGCUGUUUGUUUGACCCCUUUUUUUUACGUCCUUACAUAGCUGUGGUUUCAUUCAUCUCAUCGUUAUGACUUGCCAUACGUCGGUCAGAGAUUCAAUUCAGAUACUUUAAUACUGUUUAAUUAAGUGAUUUUCAAAAAAAUCCAUUCAGCAGCCCUAAUUAGACCACUCAGCAAAAGUAAGAACCCCCCCACCCCUCCCCAGGUAUGUAGCACCCUAACCAAAAUCCCAGUCCUUCCCAGUCCUUUACAUCAGCCCCCUUUUCCCCUUUAUACUAAGGCCUUUAGAAGCCUGCAUUAAAAGUUGUGUGUUUGUCUGUCUUUCACUAAUAUGCCUUACUAUUGUACUGUAUCGUAGAUUGUUAUUAUUAAUAAUGAUGAUGUCAUUAUUAUUAUUAUGACUAUUGCUAUUAUUGUUAUUGUUGUUCUCCUUGAAAGGAAUGUGUUUUUUUAGCAUUGUCAUAAAAGUGUCGUGCUGGACAGGCAACAGAUCUAAAUGUUAUGAAGUGGCCUUGAUUUGGGGGAAAGGGUGGGUUUGUACUUCUGAAUUUAAGACAUUAAUAAAUUGAGGAUGUGAAAAAUGAGUUCUCUUUGUGUUUACACUUUUAAUUCUUGACUUGUGGUGCUUUGUUUUUUUGUAUUUUAUUAAAUGGGAUUAAGUUUAAUGAAACAAAACAAUGAUAAUGAUAUUUAAUGAUAAUGAUAAUGAUUAUUAUCUAAAAUGAACUAAUUCCUAAUUGUAUUUGUCCAUUUUCAUUGUGCUGUUUUUUAUGUCUCUUAAAUAAGAAAUAAAUUUUUAUACGUUUUAUUA